GCACGUGUAACACACGUGCUAGAUCACGUGCCGUCGAUUAGGGAACAACAGUCGCUAAUUUUCGAAACGUGUACUAACAAAACAACUUCACAAUAGUAAUAAUAAUAGUCUGGUUAAUAUGCGUAGGUGAAAUGUUUUCCACUAUGGAGAACUUGGAUUUGGACGCGGUUAAUAGGCAGUUUUAUUUCGAUGGCAGUUCUUUUAUAAACGGCAACGGGAAUAGUAAUGGGAGUACAACUGGGUCGUCCAACAGUAGUGAUUUGUUUUUGUAUGACGACAAUAGUAGUGACUCGGCUGUUUCCAGUUUUUCGUAUGGCAGUGAUCAAGAAAACAAUUCGGAUUGUAAAGAAAGACUUCAUCGUCACCGACGAAGAGGUAAGUGUCCCCAGCAGCAAAUCCAGCAGCGCCAAGCAGCUAAUCUCCGAGAAAGAAAACGGAUGCAGUCCAUCAACGAUGCUUUCGAAGGUUUGAGGGCGCAUAUCCCUACACUACCCUACGAGAAAAGGCUUUCGAAAGUAGACACGUUGAAACUGGCCAUAGGAUACAUUAACUUUUUGAGCGAGUUGGUGCGAACUGACAAAAAUUCGAACACGGAAUACUUCAAUGGGCAUAACAGGAAUCUCAAGCAGGAUGAGCCGAAAAAAAUCAUUCUUAGAGGUGAGUUUAUUACUAGAUUUUUACUUUAUCAUGGAGAAACAGCCCCGCAAUUCCGUGCAGUGCUUUUUUGCUUGAGUCAAAUGUUCAAAAUUAACUAUUUUCAAAAAUAUAAUCGCAACUAUCAAAAAGUUUGA
Molecule: messenger RNA, 791 nt
Organism: Leptinotarsa decemlineata (Colorado potato beetle)
Lineage: Eukaryota; Metazoa; Arthropoda; Insecta; Coleoptera; Chrysomelidae
Gene: Fer1
Product: 48 related 1
Biological process (GO): developmental process; regulation of transcription by RNA polymerase II
Molecular function (GO): DNA-binding transcription factor activity, RNA polymerase II-specific; RNA polymerase II transcription regulatory region sequence-specific DNA binding; protein dimerization activity
Source: RefSeq, a predicted model, not a curated record